Molecule: messenger RNA, 2640 nt
Organism: Candida tropicalis MYA-3404
Lineage: Eukaryota; Fungi; Ascomycota; Pichiomycetes; Serinales; Debaryomycetaceae
Gene: TERT
Product: Tertp
Exons: 1
Coding region: 1-2640 (879 amino acids)
Biological process (GO): telomere maintenance via telomerase
Cellular component (GO): telomerase catalytic core complex
Molecular function (GO): telomerase RNA binding; telomeric repeat DNA binding
Source: RefSeq, a predicted model, not a curated record
AUGCAAACAAUUUCAUUACUACAAUAUGUUAAAGAUAAUUCCAGUGAUCAGAGUGUCCAACUUCCUAGUUUCAUAAACUACUUGAAAAGUGUAAACUUGAUAGAAAUCACCAAACCAAACAAACUACCAAGAAUCACAAGCGAUACUUCCUACCAAGAUUUCAUCAACAAUUUAAUAACGGAGCUUGUAUUGCGAAAAUCACAGAAUGUUUUAGUUUCUGGUUAUAAGAGUACCAUUGAAGAUUCCAAAGUUGCAUUGCCAUGUGUCAAUCUCGAUGGGAAUUUCCUUCCAACUAAUUUGAACGACUCGAACUGGCAUCGGGUGUUUACUUUACUUGGGUCUGAAAAGUUUCUAAACUUGCUUAUCAAUCACAAGGGAUUUCUAAAACAUAAAAAUGGACAACAGAUACAAAUUUUUGGUGAUAUUACUUCCUAUGCUAAACCAGCUGCAAAGGCAGUUUUGCCUAUUCCGAAAUGGAUUUACAAAUUUGAUGUUUUGUACCAGUCACGAAACCCAAGAUACAGAAACUAUGAAAUCAUAAGGACAAAUGUACAAGAGGUGCUUGCAGAAAUUGUAUCACCUUCUACAAAGAAUCCCAAUUCUGAGAAUCCAGCUGUAAAAAAGAGGUUUCGAGGAAUCAAAAAUGUUGUUUCCAGAAUCAUACUGAAUGAUAAAAAGUGCAGAUAUGAUCUUAUAUAUAACAAGUAUUUGCUGCUGUCCGACACAAGAAAACUAAAAACAAUGAUAGACUACAGUACUAAAUUUAACCGAGUUGUUGAAGUUGUUCUCAUAAUAAUGGGGAAGCUACUUCCACUCGAUGCAUGGGGUGGAACGGAAAAUAAGAAAGUUAUCCAGGACAGAAUAGUCGACUUUUUACGGCUAGGAGCAAAUGAGAGAUUGCAUUUGGACGAUGUGUUAAGUGGAAUAAAGCUUCUGAAGUUUAAAUGGUUAGGUGUUGGGAAUAAUAUCUCUUCACAGCAAGAUUUUCAGAUCCGCAAGAGGUUAUUAGAAGGAUACAUAAACUGGGUAUUUAUUUCUUUGGUCAAGAAUAUCGUUCGGGCAUUUUGGUAUGUCACUGAACUGUCAAAUAUGGAUCGUCUGAAAUUGUUUUAUUUUACGCAUUCCAUAUGGAAUGAACUAUCACUGAACUGGAUAACAAAAUAUGCUAAGGGAAACCUUGUACAAGUUGUAUCACCAGAGUCCAAAGGACAAUUUACAAAUGGAAAAAUCAAAUUGAUACCCAAGAGAGGAGGGUUUAGAGUUAUUUGUGUGCCUUUGAAACAAUCACUCUACUCUUUUAACAACAAACGGAAUUUUGCUUUGAAACAAAAGGAGAAAUGGGACUAUAUUUUCUAUCAAAAGUAUACUCUCCUGCCAGUUAGACAGGUUCUUCAGUUAAAGUUGAAUGCAUUAAGAAAAUCAGAUAUGGGUCACAGGUCAUCCGUUAAUUCAACAAAUGAAGUGGCAGAUCGGAUUUUAACUUUUAGAAAUGAUCUACUUAAAAAGAAUAAAACCCUUCCUGUGCUUUACAUGAUCAAAUUUGAUAUGAAGGAAUGCUACGAUCGACUCAAUCAAAAUGCUCUCAAAGAAUCAAUUGCUGGUAUUUUCAAAGAGGAUAAUGAGAAUACUACCUAUCAUGUUAGAGAGUAUGGCACUUUGGAUGAAUUUCUUAAAUUGAAACGGGUCAGAACUCUCAUAGAAACCGAGGUGCAAAACUUCAAUAUUAUUAUGAAUUCCAAAGACGAAGCUGAAGCAGGAAGUAGAUCGUAUGGGACCAAAGUGGAUAAGGUGAAAACAUUGAGUAUAUCAAAGAAUAAAAUUAUAGAGGUAUGUCAUAGCCAGAUUGAAGAUGCUACCUGUUUAGUUAAAAAUAAAGAGGGCCAGUAUGAUUUAUUCAAAAGAAAGCAAGGUGUGUUUCAAGGGUUCAGCUUGCUGGGGAUAUUUUGUGAUAUUUUAUAUAGUACAAUGGUUCUGAAAGAGUUCAAGUUUUUAUGGGAAGCAACAGAGGACAACUUGCUCUUACGCCUAGUUGAUGACUUCAUAUUUAUAACGUCCAAUAAAGAUACAUUGAAGAAAGUGAAAGAUAAAAUAUCAAGUAACGAGCUUCAAAAGUAUGGGGCGUUUGUAAACCAUGAAAAAACUGUUGAGAUAAAUGGAGAGGCAGGUUCCUCGAACAAAAUGACGUUUGUGGGUUUAGAUAUAAAUUGCCUUACUUUGGAUGUCAAAAAGGAUUCAAGUCAAUUCAGUAGACCAACUUGCAAGUUUAGGUCAUUCAAAGCGUUGUUUUCUAAUUUAAAACAGUUUUAUUGCUCAAAUCUAAGUGAAUUUUUAUUGGAUUUUUCUUCAAACUCACUCGAAACGAUCAGGGAAAACGUGGAUGCCAUAUUGAAAUUAACAUUCGAAGCAAUACAAACUUCUUUUGCAACUAUUUCUAAACAAGACUCCUUCGAGCGCUACCGGUUUAUGAAGUUUCUUCACGUGAUCAUCGAGACUACCAUUGAGAAAUUUGCAAGAGUAAAUGGUUCAAUGGAAGGAGUAGAAUAUCUAUUGACAUGCAUUAAAAUAACAAUAACAAAAUCACUUGCCUUUAUGGCAACUAAACAAGAGAUAAUAGAAUGGUUAUAUACAUUGACAAUAUAG